CUUCCGGUGCGUCCCGGAAGCGGGACAGAGGCGAGGGGGCGCGGGGAGAGUGGCAGGAGAGGCCGAGAUGGGCCGGAAGCGGCGUCCGCGGGGCCGAAGAGGAGGCGGGGGGCCGGCUCUGGAGAGCUUCGCUGCGGCGCUGGCAGGGGCCCUGGAGGAGGAGGAGCUGCUGCAGCCAGCGGAGGGAGGGGCGGGCUCGGCCUCGGCCUGUGCCUCCGGGGUCGGGCCUCGCCCUCCGCCUCUAGGCCUCUGGGAGCUGGGCCAGUGCGACCCGCGGCGCUGCACGGGGCGGAGGCUGGCCAGGAAGGGCCUGGUGCGGGCGCUGCGGGUCGGAAAGCGCUUCCCGGGCCUCGUCCUCAGCCCCGCCGCCCACCGGCGCCUCUCCCCCGCAGACAGGCCGAUAGUGGCACAGGGCGGGGCAGCUGUGAUCGAUUGCUCCUGGGCCAAGCUGGAAGAGACUCCCUUCACCAAGAUGAAGGGGGGCUGCCUGCGGCUGCUGCCCUACUUGGUGGCCGCCAACCCCGUAAACUAUGGCCGGCCCUGGAGGCUGUCCUGUGCAGAGGCUUUGGCUGCUACUCUUGUCGUUGUGGGGUUCCCGGAACUUGCCAUGGAGCUCCUGGAGCAAUUUAAGUGGGGGCCCGUCUUCCUGGACCUCAACAAAGACCUCCUGGAGAGAUAUGCAGCGUGCGCUGGGGAAGAGGAGGUGCUGGCAGUGGAGAGGGAGUUCCUGCUCCAUGCGCAAGAAAAGGAGGAAGACGACAUAGAUCCCUUUGACGUUGACUCUGGAAAGGAGUUUGCUAAUCCCAACAGGCCCAUCGGCGUCUCAAAAGCGAUUCAAGAAGAUGACAGUUCAGCAGAGGAAACAUCAGGAGAUGAGGACGGAAAGAGCAGCAGCAGUCAAGAGGAGCUGGAUGCACCUGGGGCCCUUCCCAGGAUGGCAGAUGGGCCACAAGCUGCAACUGGAGGAGCAGCAGAAGACAUUUAAAAAGAAAGAACUCUUCGCCAUUCAGGGAUACCAAAUAGCUUGGGUGCCUGAAAAGGGCGUGGGUUUCAACCAUUCUUCCUCUUUGACAGUGUACUGGUCACAACCCUGGUGAAACCUCUAUAGUACCUACCUUGUCUGGAGAAGUUAAAGCCAUUUACAAACACCUUCAUUCAGAACAGUUUUAUAUAUUCCUUUGAAAAUAUUAUAAAAAUGUCAAGUUUGUACAAUAUGAACUGCCUAACGUAAACUGUAAAAAUAAUCGUUUGUGCUUGUUUUUAUUAUUAUUUUAAUAUGAAUUUAUUUAAAUAUUAAAUAUUUUAAAAUCUCAAAA
Messenger RNA from Anolis sagrei ordinatus, 1316 nucleotides. It is a transcript of the gene TSR3, whose product is annotated as TSR3 ribosome maturation factor. Gene Ontology annotation, molecular function: rRNA small subunit aminocarboxypropyltransferase activity. Lineage: Eukaryota; Metazoa; Chordata; Lepidosauria; Squamata; Anolidae. The record is from RefSeq and is a predicted model, not a curated record. Gene Ontology annotation, biological process: maturation of SSU-rRNA.